Coffea arabica (coffee) is the source of this 444-nucleotide messenger RNA. The record is from RefSeq and is a predicted model, not a curated record. Lineage: Eukaryota; Viridiplantae; Streptophyta; Magnoliopsida; Gentianales; Rubiaceae.
AUGGUCAAAUCAGGAUUGGGGAUCGUUGCAAGGAACUGGUGCGGGGCGAUAGUGAAAGCGAAGGGAAUUACUGAGAGGAGGAAAGGAGAAGCAGCCACAGAGGAAACUCUAGCAAUCAGAGGUGCGCUGGAAAUGGCUCAAGGUGUAGGAUGGACAAACAUAGAAGUCCAAUCUGACUGCAAGUAUGUUGUGAGCCUCAUCAAUACGGACAAUGUUCAGGAAUAUAGACUCCAAACACUCCUGGAUGACAUUGAUCUCCUAAAGAAAAGAUUUGAAAGUUGCACUUUCUCUUUUGUUCCCAGAACUGCUAAUAGUUGUGGGCAUGAAUUGGCUCAAUUCGCAAUCAAGGCAACUAGAAGUUUCGAAUGGGAUGGUACAUUCCCAACUUGGCUUUCAGCUUUAGCUAGGAAAGAUAUGGGGGUAGUUACCCCUUUUUGUAAUUAG